AUGAUAUUCAUGUAUGAAUGGGAGUAUAUUUCACAUUCAAGGAGUGGCGUGACCAAAGUGUCCGAUGGAGAGUGCCCGUGUAUUUGUACCAUGAUAUACCUGCCCGUGUGUGGAGACGACGGGAAUACAUACAGCAACGAAUGCCAAAUGAAGUGUUCGAGUGGCGUGACCAAAGUGUCCGAUGGAGAGUGCCCGCCAACACCGUGUAUUUGUCCCAGGAUAUAUCUGCCCGUGUGUGGAGACGACGGGAAAACAUAUAGCAACGAAUGUGAAAUGAAUUGUUCGAGUGGCGUGACCAAAGUGUCCGAUGGAGAGUGCCCGUGUAUUUGUACCAUGAUAUACCUGCCCGUGUGUGGAGACGACGGGAAAACAUACAGCAACGAAUGCCAAAUGAAGUGUUCGAGUGGCGUGACCAAAGUGUCCGAUGGAGAGUGCCCGCCAACACCGUGUAUUUGUCCCAGGAUAUAUCUGCCCGUGUGUGGAGACGACGGGAAAACAUAUAGCAACGAAUGUGAAAUGAAUUGUUCGAGUGGCGUGACCAAAGUGUCCGAUGGAGAGUGCCCGUGUAUUUGUACCAUGAUAUACCUGCCCGUGUGUGGAGACGACGGGAAAACAUACAGCAACGAAUGCCAAAUGAAGUGUUCGAGUGGCGUGACCAAAGUGUCCGAUGGAGAGUGCCCGCCAACACCGUGUAUUUGUCCCAGGAUAUAUCUGCCCGUGUGUGGAGACGACGGGAAAACAUAUAGCAACGAAUGUGAAAUGAAUUGUUCGAGUGGCGUGACCAAAGUGUCCGAUGGAGAGUGCCCGUGUAUUUGUACCAUGAUAUACCUGCCCGUGUGUGGAGACGACGGGAAAACAUACAGCAACGAAUGCCAAAUGAAGUGUUCGAGUGGCGUGACCAAAGUGUCCGAUGGAGAGUGCCCGCCAACACCGUGUAUUUGUCCCAGGAUAUAUCUGCCCGUGUGUGGAGACGACGGGAAAACAUAUAGCAACGAAUGUGAAAUGAAUUGUUCGAGUGGCGUGACCAAAGUGUCCGAUGGAGAGUGCCCGUGUAUUUGUACCAUGAUAUACCUGCCCGUGUGUGGAGACGACGGGAAAACAUACAGCAACGAAUGCCAAAUGAAGUGUUCGAGUGGCGUGACCAAAGUGUCCGAUGGAGAGUGCCCGCCAACACCGUGUAUUUGUCCCAGGAUAUAUCUGCCCGUGUGUGGAGACGACGGGAAAACAUAUAGCAACGAAUGUGAAAUGAAUUGUUCGAGUGGCGUGACCAAAGUGUCCGAUGGAGAGUGCCCGCCAACACCGUGUAUUUGUCCCAGGAUAUAUCUGCCCGUGUGUGGAGACGACGGGAAAACAUAUAGCAACGAAUGUGAAAUGAAUUGUUCGAGUGGCGUGACCAAAGUGUCCGAUGGAGAGUGCCCGUGUAUUUGUACCAUGAUAUACCUGCCCGUGUGUGGAGACGACGGGAAAACAUACAGCAACGAAUGCCAAAUGAAGUGUUCGAGUGGCGUGACCAAAGUGUCCGAUGGAGAGUGCCCGCCAACACCGUGUAUUUGUCCCAGGAUAUAUCUGCCCGUGUGUGGAGACGACGGGAAAACAUAUAGCAACGAAUGUGAAAUGAAUUGUUCGAGUGGCGUGACCAAAGUGUCCGAUGGAGAGUGCCCGUGUAUUUGUACCAUGAUAUACCUGCCCGUGUGUGGAGACGACGGGAAAACAUACAGCAACGAAUGCCAAAUGAAGUGUUCGAGUGGCGUGACCAAAGUGUCCGAUGGAGAGUGCCCGCCAACACCGUGUAUUUGUCCCAGGAUAUAUCUGCCCGUGUGUGGAGACGACGGGAAAACAUAUAGCAACGAAUGUGAAAUGAAUUGUUCGAGUGGCGUGACCAAAGUGUCCGAUGGAGAGUGCCCGCCAACACCGUGUAUUUGUCCCAGGAUAUAUCUGCCCGUGUGUGGAGACGACGGGAAAACAUAUAGCAACGAAUGUGAAAUGAAUUGUUCGAGUGGCGUGACCAAAGUGUCCGAUGGAGAGUGCCCGUGUAUUUGUACCAUGAUAUACCUGCCCGUGUGUGGAGACGACGGGAAAACAUACAGCAACGAAUGCCAAAUGAAGUGUUCGAGUGGCGUGACCAAAGUGUCCGAUGGAGAGUGCCCGCCAACACCGUGUAUUUGUCCCAGGAUAUAUCUGCCCGUGUGUGGAGACGACGGGAAAACAUAUAGCAACGAAUGUGAAAUGAAUUGUUCGUAA
Messenger RNA from Ylistrum balloti, 2241 nucleotides. Its product is annotated as agrin-like. Bases 1 to 2241 code for a protein of 746 amino acids. Gene Ontology annotation, molecular function: protein binding. The record is from RefSeq and is a predicted model, not a curated record. NCBI's taxonomy places the organism in Eukaryota, Metazoa, Mollusca, Bivalvia, Pectinida, Pectinidae. The transcript is spliced from 19 exons.